This is a messenger RNA of Necator americanus (New World hookworm), 315 nucleotides long. RefSeq lists its product as uncharacterized. NCBI's taxonomy places the organism in Eukaryota, Metazoa, Nematoda, Chromadorea, Rhabditida, Ancylostomatidae. The record is from RefSeq and is a predicted model, not a curated record. The coding region runs from base 1 to 315 and encodes 104 amino acids. The transcript has a single exon.
AUGGCAAUGAAAAUCGACUCUUUUGAACAAAUCACGACUCGAAUCGGACGUCUGCGGAUGAGAAGAUGUGAUCAAGCGCCAGCUUUGACAAUCUUUGUCGCUCCAACAUCAAGUUACGAAGAAGAAGGAGUCGUAGCUUUCUAUAUGGACCUAGAGAAGUUCUACAGAGAAGACAAUACCAUCACCAAAGUCACUGCUAGUGAUUUUAUCGCCAAGGCUGGCCCCAGAAGAACGCCUGACGAACUUUACAUGGGGACCUACGGCCUACAAUGGAGCGAACAGGGGGAGAGGCUUUUUGAGUUUAUCAGCAUUUAA